Racocetra fulgida is the source of this 350-nucleotide messenger RNA. The record is from the annotation of a GenBank genome assembly. NCBI's taxonomy places the organism in Eukaryota, Fungi, Glomeromycota, Glomeromycetes, Diversisporales, Gigasporaceae.
UUUCAAAAUGCUGAGUCAUCCGAAGAGCCUGUAAAGUUUGUGUUCAAAAUAGAAUUAGAUUCAGGGCUUUUAAAUGCCGUUAAACUUGGUCAAGAUCUUGAAACCAACCUACUAAACCUAGAGAAAAUCAAAAGUAGCUUUGCGCAACUUACCAAAAUUCUCACUUUACCACUAGAAUCUGGAUCUGGAUAUUAUUGGAGAGGACUAAACUUAUAUUUAAAUCAAAAAAAAAAAGAAUUUAUAGGAUGUGCUACAGCAUACCUUCAAUGUGCAUCACGUGAAGACCGAAAGUGGCAAAGACCAGAUAACCAGGAUAUCAAAAGACGAAGUGAAGCUCGUGCUGCAAUAGA